This is a messenger RNA of Drechmeria coniospora, 894 nucleotides long. RefSeq lists its product as uncharacterized. Gene Ontology annotation, molecular function: S-formylglutathione hydrolase activity. Gene Ontology annotation, cellular component: cytosol. Lineage: Eukaryota; Fungi; Ascomycota; Sordariomycetes; Hypocreales; Ophiocordycipitaceae. The record is from RefSeq and is a predicted model, not a curated record. The transcript is spliced from 3 exons. Bases 1 to 894 code for a protein of 297 amino acids. Gene Ontology annotation, biological process: formaldehyde catabolic process.
AUGGAUUUCACCACCAAAGCCACCAUCACCGCCUUUGGCGGCCGCAUCCUCAAGCUCACCCACCAAUCCAGCUCCACCUCGACGCCCAUGAACCUCAACCUCUUCCUCCCCGGCCAUUCCUCCAGCCGUGACCCGCCGCGAACACGCACCAGCUCAACGGACGAGCAGCGCACCCCUCUCCUCGUCUACCUGUCCGGCCUCACCUGCACCCCCGACAACGUGACGGAGAAGGGCUUUCUGCAUGCCCACGCUGCCCGCCUCGGUCUCGCCCUGCUCUUCCCCGACACCUCCCCGCGCGGCACCGACCUUCCCGGAGAACAUGAUGCCUACGACUUUGGCAGCGCAGCCUCCUUCUAUCUUGACGCCCAGACCAAGCCCUGGGCCGCCAACUACCGGAUGGAGUCGUACAUCACCCGCGAGCUGCCCGGCCUUCUCUUCAAAUCCUUUCCCGAGAUCGACCCGGACCGCGUCUCCAUCGCCGGCCACUCCAUGGGCGGCCAUGGCGCCCUCACGCUCUACCUAAAAAACCCCGGCAUGUACAAGAGCGUCAGCGCCUGGGCGCCCAUCACGAACCCGUCCCGCUGCCCGUGGGGCGAAAAGGCUUUUCGGGGAUACCUCGGCGACGACGAGGAUGAGUGGAAGAAGCACGACGCGACCGAGCUGGUCAAGGCCUGGAAGGGGCCGCUCAACUGCCUCAUUGACGUCGGGACCGCCGACGACUUUUACAAGCAGGGACAACUUCUCCCAGAGAACUUUGAACGCGCCGUCAAGGAGGCCGGCAUUGACGGCCUCGACCUUCGCUACCAAGAUGGCUACGACCAUUCGUACUAUUUCGUGUCGACCUUUGGCGAGGAUCACAUCAAACACGCCGCCAAGGCUCUUGGCCUGGUGUGA